Dioszegia hungarica is the source of this 2133-nucleotide messenger RNA. RefSeq names its product Rec8 like protein-domain-containing protein. The transcript is spliced from 21 exons. Lineage: Eukaryota; Fungi; Basidiomycota; Tremellomycetes; Tremellales; Bulleribasidiaceae. Gene Ontology annotation, cellular component: synaptonemal complex; cohesin complex. The coding region runs from base 1 to 2133 and encodes 710 amino acids. The record is from RefSeq and is a predicted model, not a curated record. Gene Ontology annotation, molecular function: protein binding; chromatin binding. Gene Ontology annotation, biological process: mitotic sister chromatid cohesion; synaptonemal complex assembly; replication-born double-strand break repair via sister chromatid exchange.
AUGUUCUUCGAGGACGCCAACUUUACAAAGAAGGACAGCCCAAUCGGUAUAGCCUGGCUCCUCGCAACCCUCGGACCCAAGAAUCAAGCCCGCAAGAUCUCCAGGAAGGAACUCAUCGCGUUCAACCUCGAGAAGGCAUGCGAGUACAUUUCUCAGCCGCCCGAGCCCCUUGCGCUGAGGACGAGUGCUACUCUGCUCUAUGGUGUCGCCAAGGUGUACAAUCAGCACUUUGAGGAGUUCUACACGAACGUCAAUACCUUCCACACCACCCUCACCCGCAGCAUCAUCACCGACUUCACGACCGGCGGGAAUGGAGGUACAGGCGGAACGAGGGGUAUUGACCUAAACGACGACGGUAAGAGCAGGAUCGACCAGAUCACGUUCGGCGGUAUCGACCUCGGAUGGCAGUCAGGUCUUGACUUCAACUUUGGUCUUAUUGACUGGUCAAACCCCCUUGGGCCUGCCCGACAACGCCGCGCCAGUUCCAAGCUCGACUCGCAGCCGUCUCAGCAGUCCGCCAACGGCGAAGAAGAAAACGAGGAGGACGAAUAUGCGUCAGACGAUGAAGCAGGCGUUGCGCGAAAGCGAGCGAGAAGCGACUCCACUCCAGGCGUCCACGACCACACCCGCCGGAUCACCUCCAUCCACCACCGCUCCGACCGCAUCACGCCCCAGCUGGACGACUUCCAGCCUCCCAUCGACCUCGACCUCGGUCUAGAUGACUUCGCCGACAACCCCGACACGAGCUUCUCCAUGCCUGGCGAGGCGUUUGGGGACAACAUGGGGGACUUUCAGUUUGAUGCGGGUGCGGCGGACUACAAUAUCGACCGCAUGACUCCCCAGCAAGACGACCGUCAAUCCUCUGUCGAUCCCGAGGGCAACAUCAUCGCCGCCUCUGGGACCAAGAGCGCUCUCAAGAAGCGCCGUCGGGGGUCUGACGAGUCUGGCGAAGACGAGGAAGAGGAGGCGGAGCCGCUCGAGCGGAAGAAGAGGGUCAAGAAGCAGCGCAAAGUCAAGUGGGAUCAGAGCCUGGAGAUGUCUGAUGAGGACGAGCGGAAUGCGCGUCAGAAGUAUGCAGAGAACAUGGAGGCUCAAAGAAGGGAGAUGUUGGCGAAGGAGCACGAGAAGGCUGUACAGGGCAAAGCAGACCAGGUGGUCGAUAGUGCCGGUGGAUGGCUUGAGUUCUUCGAUCCCGGCAUGAAGGCCAUGUUCGCGACCAUCACCAAAGCCGGGAAGUGGAAAUGGGAGCUCGACGUCGCUGCGCAGCGAGCAGGCAAGAAGUUUGUCCCUGAGGAAGAGGAGGAACAGCGGGAUGGGCCUGUCCAUGAUCAGGCUCAGGGUCAAGAUGGGAAUGACAACCUUUACAAUGAUGAGUUCGAUAUGGGGCAAGGUCAGCAGGGGGAUGGGCCGGAUAUGACGCAGUUUGAGAGCGGAUACGAGGACGUCUUCCACGACACCAUGCAAGAGAUCGUCGAUCCCAAUAGCAAGCCGCGUCGGAGUCAGUCGACCGAUGUCGAGUUAGGCCGAAGGGCAAGUCAAGCUAGUCAGGUCGUUCUGCCUUGGCACGACAGCCGAUAUGAAGACGACAACGACUUCGCCGCUGCUCCCGACUCUGGCUUCUCACCUGGCAGUCUCCACUUCAGCGCCAUGACCCCUCAAGAAGCUAGACUUCGACUCUACUCGCGCAGCAAGUCCGGUACCGGCUCGCGUAUCCCUACUGGCCCGCUCGGCCGUCGGGGCAGGUCUCGGUCUGGGUCGGUAUUGCAGGACAGGGCAGGUGGGCCGGGCGCGAUGCUUGUGGAUGGACCAGAAGAUGAGAGCUUGCCGGCGCAGGAAGUCCUGGACCUAGCAGAAGAGCCCAGUCAGCUCAUCAGCGACGUUCCCGACGCGUUCAGGCCCGAAAGUCUUGCUACUAUCGAAACGCAGUGCCGAAACUUCUUGACCUACGUUGAGAAGAAGAUGAUCAGCAAUAAGACGGACGAGGUCGACUUUGACGAUGUUGUGGACUAUAAGACACCCCGCCGGGUCGCUGCUACUGCUUUCUACAAUUGCCUGACACUCGCCACCAAGAACCUGCUCAAGGUCGAUCAGGCCGAGGCAUUCGACUCCUUCUCCAUCCGCUUCACCGCCUAG